AUGGCCUUACACCCUCCCCAGCACGCACCAUCUGCAAAGCCUCCGCCUCUGCGCGUCGAUUCUUCUAGUGUUCGGUCAAUGUCUAACGGCUCCGUCGACUACAGACCGACACCAAAGACUCCAGGGAGCAAGAUCACGUCCUUCUUCGGCUGGAAGACUAACGCUGGUUCUGCCUCUCCAGGUAACGAGUCCUGUGCCACUGAGAUCUCGGAUUCUGCUCUCUCUCCUAUGCCUUCUCCUAUGACGUCUGUGAAUCCUUCCACCGCUGCAUCUACCGUAUUUACAAACACCCAUCGUCCACAGGACUCCUUCUCUUCUGUGCCUAAAAUGGCCGGCAGAUCCCAGACCAUGCCCAUGGACGCCAGCGUGACUUCACGGCUAGCCGACAUGGAACACGAACUACGUGAGAUCAGCUCGGAGCUGGCUGGCUCCAUCCGUCGAGAGAUGGAACUCGAGGAUAUCGUCGAGAGAAUGCAACUAGAGAGCAGCGAAAGCGAUAGAAGAGGCAGUGAAUAUUAUUUUUCAGAUUCUGGCCAGGGUUCCUCCGUCAAGGAUCUAAGUAUUAACGGUAGUACCAAGACCGAGGACAUCGAGAAGCUGAAGAGGAACUAUGAGCAGGAACGUGCGCAAUUGAAGAUUGAUCUCUCGCAGAAAUGGCAGGAAGAGCGUUCGCGAAGACAGGUUGCAGAAUCGCAUGUUCAGCUUCUCGAGUCUCAAAUUAGUCAGUUUCGGCGAGAAAAGGUCGAGGCGUCAAAUGCGGCUGGGAAAUCGAAAGAACUUGAGGCUGCAUUGGAAGAUACCCGUCGACGGCUCACGGAGGAACGACAGCUGAAGGAUAAUAUGGAAGACCUUCUCACUGGUAUGAGGGUGGAACUCGAGCAACAGAAACUAGAGCGAGAUCAGCUCCAGGCCCAAAUGCAGCAAGAUAUGCAAAACCUCCGCAACGAAAACAGCCUUCUCUCGCAGUCUCGGAAGGCACCUCCCGAAAUGCCCCAAUCACCUCGUAUCGACUCGAUCGCCGAAGAAGCUAUCGGGAUUGGUAUCGGGCUAAGCAAUAAUCGGGCAUCUGGCGGACUAUCUAGAUCCAACUCCCUGGCCAGAAUGCCCCCGGUUCGAAAUGGUGUUGCUCGAUCCGGUUCGCUCUCUCGUCCAACCUCGAUGAUAGUGAAGGGGCCCGAAUUCCACGAGUCGUUAGUAAAUCAGAUGAAGGAUGUUGAGACUCAACGUGACGCCCUUCAUCAAACGGUUAAGAGCUUACUCGAGCGCCAGUCUUACCAAGCUCGACAACAUGAGAAACGCCUCAGGCUAAUGGAACUCGAGCUAUACCGGGCUCGACAGGCUAACUCUCCCCGAAAGAGGAGUUAUGAACGUGAUGUUAAAAACCUGCGUGAGGAAAUAAAUCUUCUACGUCGUCGGGCGGAUGACGCCCUUGAUCAAAAAUGGCAGUGUGAGAAGGGGCUUGCCGGGCUAAAGAUGGACCUUGAUCGUGCCGAACAAGAAACAAGCUCUCUCCGCGCUCUGCUGCAGGACUACGAUAUCCCUGUUCCUCAUAUGGACGGAACCGAUGCAAAUGGUAUGACUGAUUUCCACACCACCGCCAGUUCCUUGGAAGAAAUGUAUGCACAGCUCAAAAUUGAAAGGGAGAAUGCUGAGCCAGGCUCACCGAUACCAAAUGAAGAUCUCGAGAAUGAGAUCAAGAAACAAGUCGCCUCAAAUGCUUCCUUGCGAGCCCGACUUGCCGACGCCAUCAGCCAGGGUGAACGUGAACAGAAGCUUUCGGCUACCAAGAUAAACGAGAUGCAAUCGAGACUCAAGUCAUUGGAGGAGAUGCUCAUGCUCGCACAGCAACGCUCGGAAGAAGAAGUUGGAAAGCAUGAGCAGGAGGUUUCCGCUCUCAUGGAAAAUCACAAUGCCCUCCUUCUCAGAGCCAAGGACGGUGUCCGAAGUCCAAUGAUGCUUUCCCCCGUCUUGCCAAACUCACCCUUCCCAACGUCCAGGUCACCUCGUCUCACCAAGACGACCAGUGGUGAGGCCCAAGGCUUGAACCAGGUGGCCCAAAUUGAGAACCUCGAAAGCAAAGUUAGAGCCUUGGAGCAAGCUUUGAGAGAUGCAGAUGCUGAGAUGGGAGAGGUCGUCAGUCGGAUGAAUACGGCACAGAUGCAGGUUGCCGAACUGCAGUCAGACAGCACUUCGCCAGACAAGAAGGCUACAAGCUCAGAUACAGCAAUGCUAAUAAUACUUAAUAAAUACGCAAAACAUACUACCGCCUUCCGCCAUAAUACAACAACCAUCACCACCGCCCAUAAACGAGCCAUGAAGUCAACUACGAAACGAUAG
This is a messenger RNA of Trichophyton benhamiae CBS 112371, 2337 nucleotides long. RefSeq lists its product as uncharacterized. Bases 1 to 2337 code for a protein of 778 amino acids. The transcript has 3 exons. Lineage: Eukaryota; Fungi; Ascomycota; Eurotiomycetes; Onygenales; Arthrodermataceae. The record is from RefSeq and is a predicted model, not a curated record.